UCACGCUAGACCUUUGACUUGGUCACGUGAUAACAACAAGGAAGUGGUAUUGCAGACUCGAUAAAAGGCAUGAGUUUUAUUCAGUGUAUAUGCUUCUAAUGAGGUUUAUAAUUAUUUUUGAACGCGUAUGAAAAUAACACCAGUAAGCGAUAUACUGCCAGCGACAGCCGCAGCGCACCUUGGCUGUUAACACCUGGUUAGGAGAUGGGUGUGAAGGUGUUUAGGAGUCCUGCCCGCCAUGGCUACGCCGUGGAGGGAUCUCCCUUCAUCCCCACCAGGUUGGCCUGCGCUGCUUCACAAUACUACGGCAUUGCUGGUUCUGGCACACUGCUCAUCCUGGAAGAGACGGAAUUAGGGAUCGCUCUGGUGAAGAGCUGUGAGUGGAGCGACGGGCUGUUCGACGUGGCGUGGAGCGAGACCAAUGAGAACGUGUUGGCUGCCGGGGGCGGGGACGGUAGCCUGCAGCUCUGGGACUCAUCGUCCAAUCACAGCGCGCCACUCAGAGUGGCCCGCGAACACACACAGGAAGUGUAUUCUGUUCACUGGUCUCAAACCAGAGGAGAGAACCUGUUGGUUUCUGGGUCCUGGGACCAAACGGCUAAAGUGUGGGACCCAACUCUUAGCAAAUCACUGACCACACUCAAGGGUCACGAAGGGGUCAUCUACAGUACUGUCUGGUCCCCCCACAUCCCAGGAUGCUUUGCUUCUGCCUCAGGUGAUGGGACGCUCAGGGUUUGGGACAUCAAGAGUGCUGCAUGCCGAUUGGCCAUCCCGGCCCACAAGUCCGAAAUCCUGAGCUGUGAUUGGUGCAAAUAUGACGAGCACAUGGUGGUGACGGGGGCAGUGGACUGCAGUGUGUGUGUGUGGGACCUGAGGAACCCCCGGCAGCCCGUUUGUCAGCCACUGGUCGGACACUCCUACGCCAUCCGCAGAGUCAAGUUUUCUCCCUUCAGUCGGACGGUGUUGGCAUCCUGUUCCUAUGACUUCAGUGUCAGGUUCUGGGACUACAGCAGCAGUCAGCCUCUUCUGGAGACAGUGGAGCAUCACUCUGAGUUUGUCUGUGGGGUAGACUUCAGCCUACACACACCCAACCAGGUGCUGGACUGCUCCUGGGACGAGACAGUGAAGAUCUACACACCUGCCUGCCUUACAGCUGGAACACACACUGCUGGACCAUAGAAAACACGCACACACACACACACACACACACACACACACACACACACACACACACACACACACACACACACACACACACACACCUCAAAAAUGCCUGUCUGCUUUUCAGGCGUUGAGAGUAAGACACUGAAUUUUAAAUGUUGACUUUGGAGACGCUACGAUGAUUAUGAGAUUAAUGCACAUCGCUUUAUUGAACACUGAGAAAUAUGCUGUCCAUUCUGAUGACCUCACAAACCACACAAACACAUCAUAAUCAAUAAUUUUCCAAACAAAUGUAUUUUUAAAUGACUGCCAUAGUAGUUGGUUAUUCGUAUUCGUUUUUCCUAUUUAUAUAUUUAAAAUGUCUGAAAAUAACAACGCUAUACCCUUGAUCUAUUUCCGUGUGUGUUUUCGUGCCUGUGAUUAGGACGACAAAGUCUAUCUUUAACAGUUGUUUAACAGUUGCUGUGAUCAUAAAAUAGGGUUCAUGAAGACCCCAUAAACACAGUAAACCCAAAAAAAUUGGGACUUUUUGA
Gadus morhua (Atlantic cod) is the source of this 1694-nucleotide messenger RNA. It is a transcript of the gene pex7, whose product is annotated as peroxisomal biogenesis factor 7. Gene Ontology annotation, cellular component: cytosol; peroxisomal matrix. The record is from RefSeq and is a predicted model, not a curated record. Gene Ontology annotation, molecular function: protein binding. Gene Ontology annotation, biological process: protein import into peroxisome matrix. The coding region runs from base 205 to 1179 and encodes 324 amino acids. Lineage: Eukaryota; Metazoa; Chordata; Actinopteri; Gadiformes; Gadidae. The transcript is spliced from 10 exons.